Molecule: messenger RNA, 1755 nt
Organism: Linum trigynum
Lineage: Eukaryota; Viridiplantae; Streptophyta; Magnoliopsida; Malpighiales; Linaceae
Source: the annotation of a GenBank genome assembly
AUGGAUCGGGCUCUGAAAGCUGCGAGAGCCUCUGGUUCUCUCAACCUCUCCAAUCGCUCUCUCAGGGAUGUCCCCGACGAGGUGUACAAAAUUUCUGAUGCUCUCGGCGAGGGCGAGAAAUGGUGGGAGGCGGUUGAGCUCCAAAAGCUGAUCUUGGCUCACAAUGAGAUUGAGUCGUUGAAGGAGGACUUGAGAAAUUUGACCCAGUUGACUGUGCUUAAUCUUAGCAACAACAAGCUUCAAGAGCUUCCCUCUGCCGUAGGAGAGCUUCCUAUGCUUAAAUCUUUGGAUGUGUCGUUCAACUUGAUUACGAGAAUACCUGAAGAAAUCGGAUCGGCGGCUUCGCUCGUCAAGCUGGAUGCUUCUGGAAAUAAGCUUUCAGAACUUCCAAGUUCACUUGGAAGAUGUUCAGAGUUAUCUGAUCUCAAGGUAUCAAACAACUGUCUCAAUAGCUUGCCUGAGGAACUAGCCAGAUGUUCAAAACUAUCAAAACUGGAUGUGGAGGGGAACAAGUUACACAUUUUGUCUGGCAAUCUGGUGGCCUCAUGGACCAAGCUUACAGAACUCAAUGCAUCAAAGAACUUGCUGAGUGGCCUACCAGACAAUUUUGGAAGUCUGUCAAAACUCAUCCGUCUGGAUCUUCAUCAAAACAAAAUUGCUUCAAUCCCACCGUCAAUAGAGGGAUGCUCUUCUCUUGCGGAAUUCUAUAUUGGGAACAACUCCUUGUCUACUUUACCUGAUGAAAUCAGGGCACUUGGUCGCUUAGCCACAUUAGAUCUCCACUCCAACCAGCUGAAGGAGUUUCCUGUUGAGGCUUGCAAGUUACAUCUUUCAGUUCUUGACCUUUCAAAUAAUUCAUUGAGUGGAUUGCCUCCAGAGAUUGGCAAGAUGAACAGUCUGCGGAAAAUUUUGCUUAAUGGGAAUCCAAUACGGACAAUUAGAAGCUCUUUGAUUUCUGGACCUACUCCUGCUUUAUUGAAGUUUCUACGCAGUAGACUUCCACAAAACGGGGAUUCUGAGUCUAGUACUUCAUCAAAGGAGGAUGUAGUUGCUUCUGCUGCGAGAAUGUCCCUUGGUUCAAAGGAUCUCUCUCUGGAAGGGCUGGGUUUAAGUGCUGUUCCGUCAAAAGUAUGGGAAUCAGGUGAAAUUGUAAAACUUGAUCUUUCCAGGAAUUCCAUUCAGGAACUGCCAGUAGAACUUUCCUCGUGUGUCUCUGUACAGACUUUGAUUCUAUCGAAAAACAAGAUUAAGGAGUGGCCGAGUUCAAUUUUGAAAGCACUCUCAAGCCUGACAUGCUUGAAGUUGGAUAACAAUAUACUUGGACCUAUCCCAGCAGAUGGAUUUCAAGCAGUGCCGAUGCUUCAAAUACUAGAUUUAAGUUGUAAUCCAUCAUCCUUAUCCAGGAACCCAGCAUUUUCCAGCUUACGGCAUUUGCAUGAGCUUUAUCUGAGACGUGUACAACUGCGGGAAAUUCCAUCUGAUAUAUUAAGCUUAAAGCAACUAAAGGUCCUACACUUGAGCCAGAAUUCGAUCGAAUCAAUUCCCGAGGAAUUUAAACAUUUUGUUCAGCUCACUGAGUUCGACUUAUCUGACAACAAUAUUUCUGUGCUUCCUCCAGAGCUGGGCUUGCUCGAACCAACUCUACAGGUGUUGAGGCUAGAUGGCAAUCCACUGAGAAGCAUCCGGAGGCCGAUUCUGGAGAGAGGAACUAAAGCUGUUCUCAGUUAUCUGAAGGACAAACUUCCGUCCCAGUAG